Molecule: messenger RNA, 522 nt
Organism: Temnothorax curvispinosus
Lineage: Eukaryota; Metazoa; Arthropoda; Insecta; Hymenoptera; Formicidae
Product: extensin-like
Exons: 1
Source: RefSeq, a predicted model, not a curated record
UUGGUAAAUAGUGUGGUGCGUCGGGUGAUGCAGAGGGAGCGGAAGGGGAGGAGAGACCCGAGGUACACGCUGCAGCAGCCAUCAGCGUACACAUCACCGCCGCCGCCACCAGCGUACGCAUCACCGCCGCCGUCACCAACGUACACACUAUCGCCGCCGUCACCAACGUACACACCACCGCCGCCGCCACCACCAACGUACACACCACCGCCGCCGCCGCCGCCAGCGUACGCACCACCGCCGCCGCCACCAACAUAUAAUAUAUACACGCCACCGCCUGUGCCACCAGUGCACAUGCCCCCGAUAGCGUACACGCCGCCGGUAUACACACAUCUAGAAUACACGCACCCGGGAUACACGCACCCGGGAUACACGCACCCAGGAUACACGCACCCGGGAUACACGCACCCGGGAUACACCUUUCCGGGAUACACACCACCGGGAUACACGCCACCGGGAUACAUGAAUACGACAGGAAAUAUACCGACAUUCGUGCCAGGAGUAUACCCCUAUACGUUGUAA